AGAUUGUUAGGCUUUUGGCAAGACGACCUUACCCCAGAAGUUGCGCAACUUCGUUCGUAAGUCGGUUAGCGCGGCCACUUGUCUUGCGUGCGCGUGAGUGGAUGAUGUGUGUGGAAUAUUGACUUAAUUGGUGAUUUUGACUUUUGUGUGUUUUUAUUCAAAAUGGUGCGCGCUGUUGUUGUGUUGUUUUUGUUGUUUGUUGUGAAUUUGUGGAUGGUUGGGAGCGUGGAGUUUAGUGACACACUGGACUCCGUGCCGCCUCUGUUUGACCUGGACGACUGGGCGCGUUGUCGGCGUCCUGGUGACGUGUACUGCGUAUUGGAGGCUGCCCUGGUCUCCGGAAAUCAGACGACGCUGCAACUGCUAAAGGAUUAUUCCUCACAAUCGCUACGCCACUUCAACCGCACGCUCGUCCAUCGCGGCGUGUGCGCCACGCGCUGCGAGGCCGAGGGGCCGGCGGAGACCCGCGCGCGGAGCUGCGUCAACGAGGGCCUGCGGCCUUACGGUGUACAGGCACAGUUCAACAACACGCGGUCUCUAUGUGUGUCAGCAACCUCAACGGGCCACGACGCGCGGGCGCUGGCGGUACUACUACUUGCGCUGGUGGUGUUGGCUGCUCUGGCUACUGCGACGCACAUCAUCACUGACCGGUUUGAUGUCAAAUGCCCUAGAAUCGUGGUCGCGUUCUCUCUGCGACGCAACUGGCAGAUCCUGACGUACGACCGAACGAAACCGCGCAGCGACCAGCGGAUGAAAGGAGUGGCUUGUAUGGAGGGUAUUAGAGUGAUGGGCAUGCAAUGUGUCAUCUUCGCGCACGUAUUGCUGCUGACAGGCACCUCUUUUAUUGACAACCCGCAAUUUCUCGAACAUAUUUACGAGACAUUUGCCGGGCAAGCGGUGAUGAACUCCCCAGUGUGGCUGCAAGCGUUCUUCUGUCUCUCAGGCUUCCUGCUGUCCUAUUCUACCCUCAUCGGCGUCGAGAGCAGCCCCUUCACUCCGCUAAAGGCCCUUGUUGCUGUUGUUAACAGAUGGAUGAGGCUAACGCCAGUCGCAGGCAUCAUACUCUGGUUCACUAUCAGCUGGCUGCCACAGUUAGGCUCAGGUCCUCUGUGGUCCUGGUACGUGGACAGCGAAGCUGAAGCCUGCAGCGAACGCUGGUGGUACCACAUCCUGUACGUCCACAACCAUCUGCCGUUGAACAAGCUCUGCAUGGGACAUACUUGGUACCUAGCAGUAGACAUGCAGCUCCACAUCCUCGGCAUGCUGUUGCUGCUGGUGUUGGUCCGCUACCGGAGCGUGGCGCUGCCGAUCCUGGGGACAUUGCUGGCGUGCUCGGCUGCCGCGGCUGGCUUUGUGGUCUACUGGUAUCAGCUGACGCCGAUUAUCACUGCGCAGAGUCCUGAAGACCUCCGUACGCUCUUCUCCAAGUCCUCGAUCCUGCCGAAGCUGUAUCUACCGAUGUGGAUGAACCUGGCGGGCUACGCGUGUGGGAUGGCGGCGGCGUUCGUGCUAUACGAGAUCCAGAGGAAGGGCAUCAAGCUUAGAGACAGCAAGCUCUUCAACCUGAUCUUCCACCUCUCCUUACCCGUGGGCACGGCCAUCGUAUGGCUGGGAGUGUCGUUUCUCCACGAAGAGACCCCACCACAGUGGGCCGCGAUCACCUAUAGCGCCCUCGACCGCCCGCUCGUCGCCAUCUGCUUCGCUAUCUUCAUGCUGGGAUGUGUUACUAAAUGCAAAUCGGCUCUACGGUCCAUGUUUGCGUGGAAAGGCUUCCACACACUCGGUAGACUGUCCUACUGUGUGUUCCUCACGCACUUCGUCAUCCUACGUGUCCUGGUCACCAGUAACCCGCAGCUUGGUCACCCUACUACACUAUCUUUGAUAUCGCUGCUAAUAACGGCAUCUGUGUUGUCGCACCUGGCAGCUAUCCCUCUGUGUCUACUGGCUGAACUGCCGGCUAUAGAGCUGUUUAAGGCUUUGACGGAGAAGGAGCGGGUGCCAGCGCCGAUAGACUUGGAUCUUGUGGUCACCAAACGGAAUGAGAAUGUUUGAAUUUCUCUUGAUAAGAUAUUUCACGAAAAGUCAGUUCUUCCUAAGUCAAAUCAUCUCGAAAAACGUCAUCACAGGACUGACACAAUAUUGUGAAAGCUAUAAUAUACAGGGUGGAACAUUUCUAGAGACUGAGCUGAAAGGAUAGUGUUAUCUAAUUGAUCUACAAUCGAGUUAUUUCAGUUAUUACAAUAGUAAAGCUGCAUUUAAAAGUAAAACAAAAUCAAUAAAAUGAAAUAUUAUUAUAUCAGUGACAACCCUACAAAGUUAUUUACAUUUGAAAUUGACACAUGUCAUGUCAUUCAAUAGGAUCUACUUGCUAGGGUUGAAACAUGCAGAAUUUUCGCACUAAUGUUCAACAAACUGUAUCUCAAAAACGGUUAGAAAUAUUAACGUGAUUAAAGUGAAAACUAAAGUCCGUAGCCUGAACAAUGCCCAAUUUGCGUAAAAGUCCUUCGUUCUUUUCCACCCGAUAUAUAGGAGUCCAAGAUACAGUUGAACCCAGCUAAGUUGGCAGCGCUUUUAUAGCCCAGACGGUUGAUUGCUGAAUUAGAUAGAUCACCGAUUAAAUUUCACCGUGUAUACCUAUGUAGUACAACGAUUGUUAAAAUAAGUACAAUUUUAAUUUACUAAGGACUAAAAUGAGAGUG
Cydia fagiglandana is the source of this 2699-nucleotide messenger RNA. Its product is annotated as nose resistant to fluoxetine protein 6-like. The transcript is spliced from 13 exons. The record is from RefSeq and is a predicted model, not a curated record. Gene Ontology annotation, molecular function: acyltransferase activity, transferring groups other than amino-acyl groups. Bases 163 to 2052 code for a protein of 629 amino acids. NCBI's taxonomy places the organism in Eukaryota, Metazoa, Arthropoda, Insecta, Lepidoptera, Tortricidae.